Ceratina calcarata is the source of this 4062-nucleotide messenger RNA. RefSeq names its product ankyrin repeat domain-containing protein 12. The record is from RefSeq and is a predicted model, not a curated record. The coding region runs from base 1015 to 3234 and encodes 739 amino acids. The transcript is spliced from 6 exons. Gene Ontology annotation, cellular component: nucleoplasm. Lineage: Eukaryota; Metazoa; Arthropoda; Insecta; Hymenoptera; Apidae.
UUGAAAUUAUAGAAAAAGGAAUCCAGUGCAAAAAGCCAUUAAGCAAAAAUUCUAUGCAUUAUAAAAUUAUAGAAAAAGAAGCCAGUUAGUAGAAACUGUGAAUAAAAAAAUCACGAUUUCUCACAUAAUUCAUCAGUUUCAUGACAAAUAUUUUACAGUUUUGUUCGGAUCCGUAGACGAUCCCGCAAUCAUCACUGAUCGUUAAUAAUAGCGGCCGAUGUAGAAACAACAUUUAAUUAGACGUGACAUUCCCGAGCAGUGACGCAUCACAUCGUAUCAUUGCGCGCGAUGUAGUGAGUGUCCGCUAGUAGAAGAGUUGUUCGGAGACGCGGCGACACAGUCGCGAAUACCGGGUCCUUCUCUCUCUCACUCUCUCUUAGCCGUCUUCAGUCUGGUUAUGUGGGAGCCAAGUCGUGGUGACGGCAGUAGUGUACACACGUUGCUGCCGCGGCUACUGAAUCUCUCUCGUGGCUUUCGUUGUAGCCACCACCGUCGCGCUCGAUCGUCAUUAACGUCCUCCUUGUCCGGCCGCUACGAUCCAUCCGGUGGCAGACCCUCGCGCGGUUCCCUCCUCGCAGUACGCGUCGCCGGCCCGAGGAGCCAGGUAAUAAUCCGCUCUUCGCUCUCGCCACUCUCGGUCGCGAAACCCUUCUAUCGGAUGACCCAAAAGUACCGUUACUAACAAGUACCGCCGACCACGUGGCUCGGCGCGUGUUUCCACGGUCUUCAGGUUCCUCAGUCGAGUUGUGACCGCUUCGGUGUUAACCUCGGUGGGUGAAGCGUCGUACGCGAGGUCGGGAGUGUCGAACCUUGGAACAAGACGGUCUCCUCCUCAGUGUUCUUUUCACUGUUGAACGAGAGUAGGACGAAGCCAGAGAGAGAUUUCUUCGAGUCGAUAGAUCGGGAACUGGGCAGUCUGGAAGCUCGCCGAGGGUGACGCUUCGACUUAACCAGGUGCGAGGAACGAGGGAUGAAAAGAAAGGAGGGGGUGCUGCUAACUCCCGUCAGGGUGGCAUGAACGCACAAAACCAAGGUCAAAUGGAAAGUUCGUCGAAGACGUCCACGAGCGCCUCUUCAGGACCCGCGAAUGCUGCCCCCUCGGUUUCCAGUGCUUCUGGUAAUAAUACGUCGUCGGCCGGCGACACCGGCGAUGUGUACGAAUUCAAAAGUUCGAAAGAAGCGACGCCAGUUCGUGGCUCAAGCUCGUCACCGAACCCAAACACUGAUAAAGACAAGGAUGCCGGGAAAUCAGCCAGUAACCAAGGAGCCCAAGGUGGUAGCAGUAAUGCUUCUGCUGCUGGUAACGCAACGGCUUCUAGUGAAACGACGUCGACGUUAACUGCUACGGACGAAGCCCCUGCGACCUCAGCGUCGCCUUCGUCUAAACGUUCGUUCGAAAGCGACAAUGCUGAGGAACAGGACGAAGAGAUUCGACGAAAGAAACGCAAGGACUCGGAACCGGUGAAGGAUAAUUUGAAGAGCAACGCUACUGGCAGGCAGGGCGCUGGUAGAAAUGCUGUUGGCACUGGAGAAAAGUGUACGAAAUCCGGUAAACAAAGCUCUGGAACAAACUCCAGUAAAAGCAAUCAGAACGCAGCUUUGAACAAUCCGGACAGAAAGAGUCCGAGUGCUUCUUCGAUGGCAAGCAGUCCGAAACCAUCAAAUCCUUCUAGCUCGACGACUAACUCGAAGACAAACACACCGGCGCCCCCGGAGUCCGAUGGCGAGGACGAUCGCUCGAAAGGAUCGGAUUCCAGUUCGGCACCCAAAGUUCCGCCUUUGAAAAUCGUCAUCCCGCAGAGCACCACAUCCGAGCAAGAGCAGGGUAACAGAAACGGGAAAAGUAUAUCAAAUCGGAGUCACCAGUUGCCGUAUGUAGUCGCCAGCUCCAAUAGCAACGAUUCUACUGAUAAGGAACAGAAUCAAUCGAACAGUGGGACCAACAGUCCCACGGAAAGUGGAAGUAGCACGAAGAACGAGGAUAAGAAAGACUUUAGUGGUGCUUUGCAUGGUGAAGAGAGAUCGACGCAUCACCAGAGAGUGCUUCGCAGCUCGCAUCGGUCCGGUAACGGCGGUAACGGUUCAACAAACUUAAAAGAGAAUUCUACGUCCGCGGGUAACGGAAAUUAUUCAAAUUCCUCCCCGUUACCAGCGACCGCUUCUACGGAUCGGUCGAAUAACUCCUCUCCGCAACAGAGGCAUCAUUCACCGACGCCUGAGAUGAGUAGUUCAGAGUCAAGUAAAAAUACAUCGGCCGAAGGCUCGAGCAAUGGCGCGGCUUCGAAGGCGAACGUUGCUGCGGAGAAGUCGGAGAAGAAUACUGAGAGUAGUGGGAAAUGUCAAAGGGAUAAUAGUUCGGAGAACUCGGAGAGUACGAAUUCAACUACCUCCACGGCUACGUCGAAUACGAGCACCCCGGCGCCUGCUGUUGAACUUCAUCCGAGGAAAAGGAAGAUGAAACCGAAUAAGGAAGCGCAACAAGCGGCUACAAAUGCUUCGAACGAAUCGUCUGAGGCUGCUAACGCGGGUCCUGAGGUUCAUCCCCAUGAUCAACCGAUUACCAAUUGUUAUCAAUUGUUUUUGAAUAUUAGGAAACAGAUUGAACGAAGAAGGAAAGGCCUCUUUCCGGUUCAACCCAAACCGCCCCAAGGAUUCAAAGAUUAUUUAAUGAACCGUUGUACAUACGUCUUAGCUGGAAACGCGAACAAAGAACCUAAUAUAAAUCCUCCCGUUGGACUACAAGGCCCGAUGAAAGACUUCUAUAUCGAACAAGAAAGGGAAAGAUACCGACUUAGGAUGCAACACGUUGUCGAAAAGGAGAAAUUAGUUCUGUCGGUGGAGCAGGAAAUCCUUAGAGUUCAUGGUAGAGCUGCCAGGGCUCUUGCCAAUCAAUCUCUACCGUUUUCAGUUUGUACUAUAUUGAAGGAUGAAGAAGUGUACAAUGUUAUUACACCGGAACAGGAAGAGAAGGAUAGAAACGCGAGAAGUAGAUACAAUGGCAGAUUAUUCUUGAGCUGGUUGCAAGAUGUGGAUGACAAAUGGGAAAAGAUCAAGGAGGCAAUGCUACUUAGACAUCAUAACGAAGCCGAAUCGCUGCAUGCUGUGCAGAGGAUGCACUGGGAAUGGAAAUUGAAGGAUGUCGGCCUCUGCGAAUCCAAAGCGACGCCUCAAAUUGAGGAUAUUUAUGUACCAAUGGUACACGUAUCGGACGACUUCGACUUGCUACCAGCUUAGUGUACAGUAACUAUACAAUCGACUUGUUGGCAUACAUAUUUUGCUCGUACCUUUGAGACGAAUUCAAACGGUAUGAUUAUAAUCUGUGAUCUCUUUCAUAACGUGUCUGCCAUUCUUGCGUCGUUACCAAAUUAAUAGAGAGGAAUGCGAGAAAUCAGAAAUGUAGAAUUGGAUUGAGUUGCGAUGAGAAUUUUUUGCGGGAUGAUUUCUUGAACAUUUUUGAACUCUUGAAAAUGUUGAGACCUUUGAGAUUUUUUGGGAGAUUUGACGAUAUUCGGGUUCCUCAAUUAUGUCAGGAUGAGAGUUUUCCCUUAGGAUCGGGAUGGAUUCUCGAAAAUUUCGAGAGUCACGAAGACAUUUUCGGAUUCUUACAGAAUUGUACGAAUUAUAUUGUACUAAUUUCAAAAAUUUGAUUACAUCUAUUUAAAAGCUAGUUUGAUUUCACUUUUUAACUAGGUUUAUGUUUUAUAUUCGGACUUCUAUGUUACUUUUUCGAAAUUUGAGUAUUGGGCAUUGGCUACCAUUUCUAUUUACGUAAUUUCAAAAUUAGUGGAAUAGAGUAAAGAAGAUGAUUGGUGACGACUGGAGAUUUUUGAAAUACUGCUUAAAAUCUGUAGUAACUGAGAAAUGACAAAAUGUUCGUUAGUUUCCUGUCUCAGUAAUUUGCUACUGUAUUUUUCGGUACACACACCCAAUGUAAUAAUGUACAUAUUUUGUACCUAGCAACUUACAUAGUUUUUAAAAAUAGUGUAUAAAAAGAAGUUUUUAGAAGAUUAAGACGCUGUGUAAUAAAUGAAACUACAAAUAGAAAGUUAGAUCUUUACUUUA